CCAGGGACAUUCUUCAACUUUUGAACUGCUAGUGCCACUCAAAACACUGCCUCAUUCCCGUAAGCUUGCUGAAACAUGGUCAGUGUCUCUAGCAGACUUACUAAGCUUAACGCAAAAUUUCACAUUGGCUCAUUGUUCCUGGCCAUUUCAAAAUUGCCGACUACAACACACACAUGAUCAUGAAAACAUAAAUUUCACAACUUCUGAAGUAAACACAACAAUGUCACCGCUAGCUCUCACUGCACAUACAACCACGUGCUGCCAUCUACUUGCAUGCUACAGAGUCUGGAAACUUUUUGAUACCACAUUGUAUGUGUGGUAUAUAAAUUAAUCUCAGAACUUGAGGCAAUCCAAUGAAGCUACACGAAGAAGAUAGCCUCUAUGCAGCAUAUAAGCUAUUGGAAAGACUCAAGAGAUUAAGACUCUAUUUCUUAGAGCGUAGGCGAGAAAGGUAUGCCAUAAUAUACAUCACAAGACUUUGGUUGACCUGGGACUAGAGGAGAAGAUACAUAUCCAACAUGUCACACAGUGAAAAUGAACACAAGACCCACAUAGUUUCAAAACAAGCUUCUUGUUCUGUACAUAUAAUAUAUCUUCACCAUUAUAUAAUACAUCUUCAAAAGAGGUAGAGUACAGUUCAGUUGUUCAGGUAAAUGUUUAUUCCUACAGCUUAACUCUAAAAAUACACUAGAAUUUAUCCAGUCGUAUUUUAAAUAUUCCCUUUAUCUUAUACUGUUGUUUCUCUGGUAUUUCAGGCAUUGGCACCAAAGAAUUCUAUACAUCGUCAAUGUCUAUCAUCUUUUGAAGACUGAACGAAAAUGUCAGACAGGAAAGCCAUAACUCUCCUUAUGUAAGUCUAUGGCAACUUACAGGCAAAUAUAUUUUGUAAACUGAGAUUGAUAGCAAUAAUUCUUUUGUUGACUGUCUGGAAUAUGAACAAGAUGACUUUGCAUUUGAGUUAAAAAAGGACUUAACAACUUGUUCAAGAUAUUGACAAAAAUCAUAGUAAUAGAAAUAUUUAAUAGCAAUAAAAUAUAGAAAUGUAAAGAAGAUAAAUAUCUCUAUAUUGUCAUGAGAAAAGAUAAACAAUGGAAGUUGAAUGUUGUGUGAAUAAGUUUAAAUAUAAAACACAAAAGAAUUGAUUUGCCUAGUGACAUGAGUAAAGAGCAAGGGAAAACAUCACACCACUGUGAUGCUUGUGGGAAAUCAUUUUCUAACAGUCGUACAUUAAUAACACACAGAUACACUCAUACAGGAGAGAAACCAUAUCAGUGUGAUAUCUGUGGUAAAUCAUUCACUGGAAGUGGUAACUUAAAAACACACAAACGCAUUCAUACAGGAGAGAAGCCAUAUCACUGUGAUAUAUGUGGUAAAUCAUUCUCUGUGAGUAGCAGCUUAAUUAAACACCGACGUAUUCAUACAGGAGAGAAACCAUAUCACUGUGAUAUCUGUGGCAAAUCAUUCUCUCAAAGUGGGGAUUUAACUGUUCACAAACGUAUUCAUACAGGUGAGAAUCCAUAUCACUGUGAUAUUUGUGGCAAAUCAUUCUCUCAAAAUCAUCACUUAACUGACCACAAACGUAUUCAUUCUGGAGAGAAACCAUAUCACUGUGAUAUAUGUGACAAAUCAUUCUCUAAAAGUUGUAACUUAAUGACACACAAACGUAUUCACACAGGUGAGAAACCAUAUCAUUGUGAUGUGUGUGGCAAAUCAUUUUCUGUAAAGAGUUACUUAACUAGACAUAAGUAUAUUCAUACAGGAGAGAAACCAUAUUAUUGUGAUGUUUGUAGUAAAUCAUUCUCUGGAGGUAACGACUUAACUAAACACAAACGCAUUCAUACAGGAGAGAAACCAUAUCAUUGUGAUAUCUGUGGCAAAUCAUUCUUUCAAAGUAGUAAUUUAACUAUACACAAGCGAAGUCAUACAGGAGAGAAGCCAUAUCACUGUAAUAUAUGCUAUAAAUCAUUCUCUGAAAGUUGUAAGUUAGUGAUACACAAAAGUAUUCAUACAGGAGAAAAACCAUUUCAGUGUGAUAUCUGUGGCAAAUCAUUCUCUGUAAAGUGUUACUUAAAUAAACACAAACACAUUCACACAGGAGAGAAAUCAUAUUGUGAUAUUUGUGGUAAAUCAUUCUCUACAAGUAACAGCUUAACUAAACACAUACGUGUUCAUACAGGAGAGAAACAAUAUCAGUGUGAUAUCUGUGGUAAAUCAUUCUCUCAAAAUUGUCACUUGACUGAACACAAACGAAGUCAUACAGGAGAGAAACCAUAUCAUUGUAAUAUCUGUGGUAAAUCAUUCUCUCAAAGUCAUCACCUAACUGAACACAAACGAACUCAUACAGGAGAGAAGCCAUAUCACUGUGAUGUUUGUGGUAAAUCAUUCUCAGAAAGUUGUAACUUAACAACACACAUACGUAUUCACACAGGUGAGAAACCAUAUCAUUGUGAUAUCUGUGGCAAAUCAUUCUCUUUUAGAGGUAAUUUAACUAAACACAAACAAAUUCACAUGGGAGAGCAAUCAUAUCAGUGAUAUCUGUAGAAAAUUAUUCUCUCAAAGUAGAGAUGUUACCAUUCACAAAUGUAUUCAUGCAAGAGAUCCUGUGGUAAAUCAUUCUCUCAGAAUCCUUCUCAGACUCAACACAGUCUUACGUUAAACACAAACAUUCACACAACGUAGUAGCCAUAUCUCUAUUAUAUCUGUGGUAAAUUAUUCUCUCAAAAUGGUCACUUCACUUCACUCAUAUUUAUUCAUACAGGAGAGAAGCCAUAUAAAUUUGUUAUCUCUAGUAAAUCUUUGUCUAGAUCAAGUAAUUUAGCUACAUAUGAGAAACGAUGUAUGAUAUUUAUGGCUGAUCUUUCCUCAAAGGAUUCACUUAACAAAACGUCGGUAUUCAUAUACCACAGUAACUGUCUGUGAAAAUUCAAGUCAUUAGUGAUAGUUUCAAUAAAUGAUGAAUUUAUUUCGUAUUGCAUUUAAUAUACCUUUAUUUCCCAUUAUUAUCCAAGUUCAUUCUACUGCUCACUGAAUUAUUUUCUUAACUCUUGGUUUUUUUAUUGUAUAUAUAUUUUUUA
Messenger RNA from Octopus bimaculoides (California two-spot octopus), 3074 nucleotides. RefSeq lists its product as uncharacterized. Lineage: Eukaryota; Metazoa; Mollusca; Cephalopoda; Octopoda; Octopodidae. The record is from RefSeq and is a predicted model, not a curated record. Gene Ontology annotation, molecular function: RNA polymerase II cis-regulatory region sequence-specific DNA binding; DNA-binding transcription factor activity. Gene Ontology annotation, biological process: regulation of transcription by RNA polymerase II.